This is a messenger RNA of Staurois parvus, 363 nucleotides long. Lineage: Eukaryota; Metazoa; Chordata; Amphibia; Anura; Ranidae. The record is from the annotation of a GenBank genome assembly.
GUCUGGCUCGACAGCGGGCAUCGGGUCACCAGGUAUGACAGCGGGCACUGGGUCAUCAGGCAUCAGGUCAUUUGGCUCGCCAGCGGGCACCGCGUCACCUGGCAAGGCAGUGGGCACCGAGUCACCAGGCACGACAGUGGGCUCUGAGUCAAUUGGCACGACAACGGGCACCGGGUCAUCAGGUACCGGAUCGUCUGGAUCAACAGCGGGCAUCGAGUCAACUGGCCUAAUAGGAUCAUCAGGCUGGGUAGAAACAUCACGCUGGGUAGAGGCAGCAGGCUGAAUGGAGGCAUCAGGCUGAAUAGAGGCAUCAGGCCGGGUAGAGGCAUCAGGCUGGGUAGAGGCAUCAGGCUGGGUAGAGGC